Molecule: messenger RNA, 2968 nt
Organism: Nematolebias whitei (Rio pearlfish)
Lineage: Eukaryota; Metazoa; Chordata; Actinopteri; Cyprinodontiformes; Rivulidae
Gene: atg9a
Product: ATG9 autophagy related 9 homolog A (S. cerevisiae)
Exons: 20
Coding region: 286-2838 (850 amino acids)
Biological process (GO): protein localization to phagophore assembly site; autophagy of mitochondrion
Cellular component (GO): phagophore assembly site; autophagosome
Source: RefSeq, a predicted model, not a curated record
GCAGUUAGGCGUUUCGAAAAUGAAACUGGUUCGUGCUUGACUUCAUGAGAGGGACUCAGAAGAAACGAAAAUAAUUCGUUUAACAAAUUAAAAUCCCGUGUUUUUACUGUUUCGCAUCAACCCAGGGAAGGCAGAGGAGCCAGACGGAUCGGACUUCAUGCGGCGGAAGUCGAGAGGAGACGUGUUUCUGCUGGAUAUGUUCACUGGACACAUCAGAAUGGGACGCAAUAAACUCAAAUGGGUCCUGUAGCAGCGGCUCCUCUGUGAGACUGAAGCCACGUCACUAUGGCGCACUUUGACACGGACUACCAGCGCCUGGAGGCGUCCUACAGCGACUCUCCCACCGGAGAGGAGAACCUGCUGAUGCAUGUGCCCGAGGGCAGCAAAUCUCAGUGGCACCACAUAGAAAACCUGGACCUGUUUUUUCAAAGAGUCUAUAAUUUACACCAGAAGAACGGAUUCACCUGCAUGUUGUUGGGAGAGAUUUUUGAGCUGGUUCAGCUGCUGUUUGUGGUUGGCUUCACGGUAUUCCUGGCCAACUGUGUGGAUUAUGACAUACUUUUUGCCAACAAGUUUGUAAACCACACCGAUUCCUCUAAAGUCACCAUACCCGAUGCAAUUUUACCAAUGGAUGUCUGCAGUGCCCAUAUUCAAGGCAACGCAUUUCUGAUCUUUGUUCUGAUAAUCUCGGGGGUGUUUUGGCUACAUCGCUUUAUAAAAUUUCUCUACAACGUUUGCUGUUACUGGGAGAUCAGAUCUUUCUACAUCAAUGCCCUGAAGAUGUCCAUGUCGGAGCUCCCCUACGUCACGUGGCAGGAAGUCCAGGCCAGGAUAAUUGAGAUCCAGAAAGAGCAUCAAAUUUGCAUUCAUAAGAAAGAACUGACGGAACUGGACAUCUAUCACCGCAUCCUGCGCUUUAAAAACUACAUGGUUGCUAUGGUGAACAAGUCACUCCUGCCUGUGCAGUUUCGUCUUCCUGUGCUCGGAGAGUGUGUGUUUUACACCCGAGGGCUUAAAUACAACUUUGAGCUCAUCUUUUUUUGGGGACCGGGUUCUCUGUUUGAGAAUGAGUGGAGUCUUAAACCAGAGUAUAAGAGAGGGGGGAACAGGCUUGAGCUCGCAGACAGACUGGCAUCUCGUAUCCUUUGGAUCGGCGUUGCCAAUCUGCUGCUGUGUCCUGUCAUUUUGGUGUGGCAGAUUCUUUAUGCCUUCUUUAGUUACACCGAGGUGAUCAAGCGAGAGCCCGGUUCUCUCGGGGCAAGAUGUUGGUCUCUCUACGGUCGGUGUUACUUGCGUCAUUUCAACGAGCUGGACCAUGAGCUGUUGUCUCGUCUCAGCAAAGGCUACAAGGCUGCAUCCAAGUACAUGAACUGUUUCCUGUCCUCGCUGCUGACAGUGGUCGCCAAAAAUGUAGCGUUUUUUGCUGGCUCCCUCCUGGCCGUGCUCAUUGCCCUCACAAUCUAUGACGAGGACGUUCUUGCAGUGGAACAUGUCCUGUCAUCCAUCACGCUGCUCGGAGUGUGUAUCACAGUCUGCAGGUCAUUUAUUCCUGAUAAGCACAUGGUUUACUGUCCCGAGCAGCUGCUGCGGGUCAUCUUAGCUCAUAUCCACUAUAUGCCCGACCACUGGCAGGGCAAUGCUCACAGAUAUGAGACCCGAGACCAGUUUUCACAGCUCUUCCAGUACAAAGCAGUGUUUAUUCUGGAGGAGCUGAUAAGCCCAGUGGUGACUCCCAUCAUCCUCAUCUUCUGCCUGAGAAGAAAGUCUCUCGAGAUCAUAGAUUUCUUCAGGAACUUCACGGUGGAGGUGGUUGGGGUUGGAGACACCUGCUCUUUUGCCCAGAUGGACAUAAGACAGCAUGGACACCCUGCGUGGAUGUCGGCGGGGAAGACUGAGGCGUCCAUCUACCAGCAGGCAGAGGAUGGGAAGACAGAGUUAUCUCUGAUGCACUUUGCCAUCACAAACCCCCACUGGCAGCCCCCUCAGGAGACCACACACUUCAUCAGCCAACUGAAAGAAAGAGUUCACAGAGAGGCAGCGGGGUCUUCUUCUGACACACACCCUCUCUCCUUGUCCGAGUCUGAACCGAGGAGUCUUGUUGCAGACCUCUUGACGGGUCCCUCCACACUGGCACCUGUUCAGUUUCCCUGCGACAUCUCUUUGACGAAUAAUGCAGCAGCUGGUAUCAACACUGGAGCGACCGCCCUGUGCUCUCUGUCACCGGUCAGCAGCAGUCUUAACCUGCGAGGCAGUGUGAGCGCUGCCCACAGAGUUAGUGGUUUCACCAGCAAAGCAAUGGCAGGCUCUGGGACGGAUGCUCGGACUGUGAGCUCAGGCAGCAGUGUGUGGGAGGGUCAGCUCACCAGCUUGGUCCUGUCAGAGUACGCCUCCACCGAAAUGAGCAUCCAUGCACUCUACAUGCACGAGCUUCACAAACAGCAAGCCCGCGGCGAGCCGUCACGCCACACGUGGCACAGGCAGGACAGUGACGAAAGCAGCGACAGCAUCCCGGAUGAAGUAAGAAGCGAACCGAGCGCUCGCUCUCGAAGUUUCCCGCGCUCGCACACUUUCCCCAUCAUGGUUCCGAGUCCCAGUGCCAUUCCCGCUUCAGCAUCAGCCAGCAGCAGUGCUGCAGUGGACCAGCAGGGGGCGAAGUCACGGCGCCACAGUGGGCCCAGCACAGAUAAUGUUGGUGCAGGAGGAAAGGUGGUGAGGACGGCUCGUGUGCCGAUGGGUGGAUGGGCUGAGGACGGUCAAGCAACUUCACGGCAUCAUGAACCACUCGCAGAGGAGACUUCAGAGGAUGAGUUGCCUCCUCACAUACACAAGGUUACAUAAUGAAGCCACGUGAACGAGUUUACACCCUAAACACAUCCCCAUCCCAGUUCACAUCUUCCCCAGGACUGAUGUUUUCUCACAGCUGAAAGGUGCAACGGGGGUUUAUCACCAUCCAUUCAAAAGCUCACCA